AUGAUGGGAAAUGUAAUGGGCAUCCCUCUUCGAUGGAUGUCUGAAGAGAUGUUGCAAAAGUAUCUGAUGGAACCUCUCAAAAAAGCCGGGCUUGAUAUGGUCUCGGAUAAACGUAUUGGAAACAUAACGUGUCCUAUCCUUAUGAUGCAUGCGGAAAAUGACCACGUGAUUCCAGUCGCUUUAGCACGAAAGCUCAAGGAUGCUGCAGUAGCUGCAGGACGCGAUGUCAAAUAUGUGGAGUUUGAGUCAGCAAAAAACUACAAACAUAAGUUUAUCUAUAUGGCGCCCGAUCUCUCUUCUCUAAUUCCGUGA
Molecule: messenger RNA, 312 nt
Organism: Strongylus vulgaris
Lineage: Eukaryota; Metazoa; Nematoda; Chromadorea; Rhabditida; Strongylidae
Source: the annotation of a GenBank genome assembly